Molecule: messenger RNA, 1989 nt
Organism: Radiomyces spectabilis
Lineage: Eukaryota; Fungi; Mucoromycota; Mucoromycetes; Mucorales; Radiomycetaceae
Product: ATP-dependent protease La
Exons: 10
Coding region: 1-1989 (662 amino acids)
Biological process (GO): protein targeting to peroxisome; protein catabolic process; protein processing
Cellular component (GO): peroxisomal matrix
Molecular function (GO): ATP hydrolysis activity; serine-type endopeptidase activity; ATP binding
Source: RefSeq, a predicted model, not a curated record
AUGCAAGCGAUUGGCGUUCCUGAGGCGAUGUUGAAUCAAUUUAGUGCAUUAAUUGACAGGUGUCCAUUUUCAAGUUUGGCCAACCUUCUGUUAUGCGUGACGGAAUCGUCUUUCCAUGAGAAGUUGCACGUCUUGGAAAUUACCGAUUUUAGACAGAGAUUGCAUGGUAUCAACCAAAUGAUCACCCGUCACUUGCAGCAACACAUCGGAGAAAAACUCGACCGUAAACGUCGAGAGUUUUGCCUACGACAACAGAGUAACCCAGCGUCGACUCAUUGCGUCACAGAGGAUUUUAAGAUGGACGACUCCAUGGAUCAUAAUGAUGACGAGUUUGGAGAGCUUGUGAAUCAGUUGAAACGGGCCCGAUUGCCUGCCCAUGCUCGUUCUGCUAUCCAUCGCGACGUCAACCGGUUACGGAAAUUACCCCCCUCUUCGGCCGAAUCGUCAGUUUUGCGGAUUUAUCUAGAAUGGGUGGCGGACUUGCCCUGGAAGAAAGCGACCUCCGAUAUCGUUGAUCUACGAGCUGCUGAAAAGCAACUGGACCACGACCACUUUGGAUUGGGACACGUAAAACGAAGAAUUCUGGAGUAUCUAUCCGUUGUCAAAGUGAAGCAAGAUUUGAGUCCGCCCAUCCUUUGCUUUGUUGGUCCACCAGGCGUAGGUAAAACGACGCUGGGUAUCUCCAUAGCGACAGCUUUACAACGCAAAUUUCACCGAAUCGCCCUGGGAGGCAUACGGGAUGAAGCCGAGAUUCGUGGUCAUCGACGGACGUAUGUUGGGGCUCUGCCAGGAGUGCUUAUUCAGAGCCUGAAAAAAUGUGGCGUCAAUAAUCCAUUGAUCCUACUUGACGAGAUUGAUAAAAUCGUACAGGGUACACAUCAGGGCGAUCCAGCGGCUGCGUUACUGGAAGUACUGGAUCCAGCACAGAAUUCGUCAUUCACCGAUCAUUUUUUGCAUAUUCCAUUCGACUUGUCUCAAGUGAUGUUUAUCGCUACGGCCAAUUCGAUUGAAUCAAUACCCGAAGCAUUGUUGGAUCGUAUGGAAGUGAUUGAUCUGCAUGGAUAUACGUUUGAGGAGAAGCUCGUCAUUGCCAAAAGCCAUCUCGUACCAAACCAACUUUCGGCGCACGGAUUGAACCAUGCUGGUUUGCAUAUCUCUGAUGAGGUACUGCUGCACCUAGUGGAGCAUUAUACGAGAGAAAGUGGAGUCCGACAGCUUGAUCGUAGGAUAGCCAGCGUGUGCCGCUACAAGUGCCGUGAAUAUGCCAAUUUGGCAGAGGAAAAUAUGCUAUCAACCUUUGAUACCAACGUCAAUCUCGAUGACAUUGAGAAAAUACUAGGACUCGCACCGUUUGAAAAUGAAAUCAUGGAUAUGGAGGCCAUCCCUGGUUUGGUGAACGGAUUAGCCUAUUCCCGCAGUGGUAUUGGCAGUGUUUUGCAGGUCGAAACAAACCAAAUGCCAGGACAAGGUGAUUUAAAACUGACAGGUUCUCUUGGUGAAGUUAUUCGUGAAUCGGCGCUUAUUGCGAUUUCCUGGGUGAGGGCGAAUGCGUAUGCACUUCAUUUGACGAACUGUUCUACCGACGUCUUAUUCAAAGAAACUGAUAUCCACAUUCAUCUUCCCAAUGGAGCUGUGCCCAAAGACGGUCCAUCGGCCGGUGUCACACUCGUCACUUCAAUCAUUUCUCUUCUUUCAGGCAAACCCGUCCCAAGGUUGACGGCUAUGACGGGUGAAAUCACACUCAGAGGUCAAGUGAGACCCGUAGGCGGUAUCAAAGAAAAAGUGUUAUCGGCGCAUCGAGCAGGCAUCACAAAAAUCAUCCUUCCCAUACUGAAUCGUAAAGAGGUAAUGCAAGACGUGCCCAAAACCAUUCGUAACGAUAUCCAUUUCGUCUUUUGCAAGCAUAUUUGGGAAGUCGUUCAGGCCGCAUUUGACCCGUACGAUCAAGCCGCGUUGGGAUGGGAACCCCAGCAUAGUAGUCGACUGUAG